Molecule: messenger RNA, 552 nt
Organism: Chondrus crispus (carragheen)
Lineage: Eukaryota; Rhodophyta; Florideophyceae; Gigartinales; Gigartinaceae
Exons: 2
Coding region: 1-480 (159 amino acids)
Cellular component (GO): mitochondrial large ribosomal subunit
Molecular function (GO): structural constituent of ribosome
Source: RefSeq, a predicted model, not a curated record
AUGCCGCGCUUCAACCGUUCAUAUAGGGGCUUAUUCGCCAACCGCAUGAUACAGUUUGGGAAUAAGAUCUCGUUUGCCGAAAACAAGACGAGACGAACAUGGAAGCCCAACGUGCAGGUCAAGUCGAUGUUUAGCGAGACGCUCGGAAGGAUGCUCAAGUUCCGCAUGACGACGCGUGCAAUGCGAAACAUUCGCAAGGCUGGCGGGAUCGAGGAAUACUUGCUGAAGACAAAGGAAAGCGAGAUCAAGUACCCACGAGCAUUGAAGAUUAAGCAGGAGAUAAUUGAAGCGCGAGCAGCUGCAGCGGCUGGCGGGACCGCGGCUCAGAGUGAAAAAGCAGCUGCAAGUGCCAGUAGAAUGCGAAGUGGCCAGCAGAAUGCUGCUUCUUCAUCACAAACUAGAGUUGUUCCGUCCCCAUUUGGUGGAUCUGUGCCAGCCAAAGCAGGAUAUGUUGGGUUGCAGGAAGCUCUCUGGCUUUAGGAUGCACGCGGCUCAGCAUAGUCAAUACUUCACAGUUCAUAUCUAACAUCAAUAAACUGUAGUGUACACUAU